This is a messenger RNA of Corticium candelabrum, 1447 nucleotides long. RefSeq lists its product as uncharacterized. The coding region runs from base 60 to 1328 and encodes 422 amino acids. The transcript has a single exon. The record is from RefSeq and is a predicted model, not a curated record. Lineage: Eukaryota; Metazoa; Porifera; Homoscleromorpha; Homosclerophorida; Plakinidae.
UUCAAUCAGGGGAUCUUUUAUGUAAUCAGCUGGCCAACCUUGAAGACCCACAAAGUGCAAUGCUGCUCUUAAGACAUUGCCAUGUGCCAAGGAUGACUCACCUAACAAGAUCUGUAGCUCCACAGUAUCUCAGCAGCGCCACAUCUCUUCACGACCAUCAGACAAGACAGACAUUCGUUGAAAUACUCAAGUAUGGGCCAAUCCAGGAAGAUCGGUGGUUACAAGCUACCCUUCCAAUCAGACACGGAGGCUUCGGAAUGACCUCUAUCAAGGAGAUAUGUCAACUAGCCUUCGUUUCGAGCUGGGCUCACACACUGUCAGCUUUACCCAAACGAUUUCCAAACAUGGAAAAGAUAUUGGAUGAUCUAGUUUUCCAUCCUGAUACGACAGGUUCUAUUGGUUGCGACUUACAACGCGCCACUCCUCCUGACAAGUCUCUUAUAGAUUUACUUGACAAUCCUAACAGACUGCAGCAAAAGUUAACACGCCAAUAUACUACAUCAGUUGCUACUUACGUUGUGGAACACGCUCCUCUUCCGAGGGACUUGGCUCGUCUACGUUCACUACGAGGAAAUGGUGCUGGCGCCUGGCUUACUGCAAUCCCCGAAUCGACAAAUCUCGCAUUUGAACCUUACGAAUAUCGUUUGGCGUGUUUGUUGAGGAUGGGGUUGCAGCUGCCAGCUGUCAGCUGGAUACAAGAGUGUAAUUGUGGGUCGGUGUUGGACGAUAUGGGAUAUCACCUCCUCACUUGUAAAAAAGGCGGAGGACCGGUUUGGUCCCAUGAUUCAGUGGUGAGCAACUGGGACGACUGCCUGCGGCAAUUGAAAAUUCAUCACAAAAGAGAGCCAAGAGACCGGUAUAGUAACAGCAACAACCGGCCUGAUAUCGUGGUAUUUGAUGUCGGUACGGGGGCCAACACAGAGUUAGAUGUUGCUCUGUCACAUCCCUGGGCAUCAGACAUACUCUGUCAAGCAGCAUUGAGAGAUGGAGCAGCUGCAACGAGAAGAGAGGACAGGAAGUUUUCGAAAUAUAGUCAAAUUAAGCUUCCUGGCAUGGCAUCUAUGAAGUUUGUCCCUCUUGUUAUGGAACAUUUUGGCCGUUGGGGUGAUGAAGCGACCAAGUACCUCCAGGAGCUUUCGCAAAGAUCAACCGACGACGCAGGGAAUCACAAUUCUAAGGCAUUUAUGUGUUAUUGGCGAAAACGCUUUUCGACAACGCUGCAGAAGUGCAAUGCAAAGACGAUCUGCAAGAAGAUAUUGACAUUAACUUCCAAUGACAAUAGAAAUAUAGAUAUAGAUGACUUCCUUACACAGUUUUUUAUUCAUUAGCUUAGUAGUUAUGGCCAGAAAAGGCUUUAAAGCAGUAGCACAGCUUGUUAGCCAUGAACAUAGUUUGUAAUAGUAGUCAUGUAUGAAAAUAUAUUAUAAGACAGACAGACAGACAGACA